Molecule: messenger RNA, 1527 nt
Organism: Diaporthe citri
Lineage: Eukaryota; Fungi; Ascomycota; Sordariomycetes; Diaporthales; Diaporthaceae
Exons: 6
Coding region: 1-1527 (508 amino acids)
Source: RefSeq, a predicted model, not a curated record
AUGGCCUCAGAUACGCGUGUACGUCCCGAGAGAACGAAAAUAGGUGGAUUGCUGCAGAUCCCUCGCAUGCUCAAUGGGUUGUGGCAGCUCGCAGGGGGCCACGACAAGGAUGUCGACAUCGCCAGCGCCUCAGCGGCCAUGGACGCGUUAAUAAGCAGUGGACUAGAAUGCUUCGACAUGGCGGAUCAUUACGGAGAGGCCGAACUCGUCGUCGGGCAUCACAAUGCCAACUCCGAGGCGGGACUGACUGCUCUCACCAAGUGGUGCCCAGCAGAAAACGGGGUCAAGAGCUUUGAAAAUGCAGAGGCGGCCGUCGACCUCGCUCUGAGGAGAUUGGGCCAGAGCACAAUCCCAUUGCUGCAGUACCACAUCUGGGACUACACCGACGAUACGUACAUCCACAAUCUCACACACCUGUCCAGCCUCCAGUCCCAAGGCAAAAUCAGCCACCUGGGCCUGACCAACACCGACGCCGCCCACCUCGAGAUGCUGCUCGACACCGGCUUCAACAUCGCCACCAACCAGGUCUCCUGCUCGGUGAUCGACCUGCGCGCCAUCCGCGGGCGCAUGAGCCAGCUCUGCGCGGCCCGCGGCGUCGGGCUGCUCUGCUACGGCACGCUCCUCGGCGGCUUCAUCUCCGAGAAGUGGCUCGGGCGGCCCGAGCCCGCGGACGCGGACGCCCUCAACUGGUCCCUGAGGAAGUACCUGCGCUUCAUCCGGGCCGCCGGCGGGUGGGCGGCUUUCCAGGGCGUCCUGGAGGCGCUCGGGGCGGUGGCGAGGAAGCACGGCGUCCCUAUCCCUGCGGUGGCGACGCGUUGGGUCCUGGAUGUGCCGGCUGUGAAGGCCGUCAUUGUCGGGACGAGGUUGAGCGUCGGCUCAGAGGAGUACGUCGCGCAGAACCUCCUGGCCUUCUCUUUUGGGCUGGAUGACGGGGACAGGAGAACCAUCGCGAAGGCGCAGGAGGGCCUGCGUGAAAUACCGGGCGACUGUGGAGACGAGUACCGCCGGCCGCCGUACCUGACAGCUGCUGGGGAUCUGAGCCACCAUGUCAGGGAGACAGAUCGCAGUAGGUCGGUCAGGGAGGCUGUUGCUGCGGGCCAGAGGGUCGAGUACUUGAGUGGCAGCAAGUGGGAGCCCAUCUGUGGCUAUUCCCGCGCUGUCCGCGUCGGUUCACAUAUCCACGUCUCGGGUACAACCGCGAACCCACCCGUACCUUCCCUGUCCUGCGUCGGUGGCACCUCCGCAGCCAGUCAGGCAGUGUGGGCACUAGACAUUAUAGAGGGUGCGCUGAAGGCACUCGGCUCAUCGAUGAAAGAUGUCGUCAGAACACGUGUCAUCCUGUCCAACAGGAAGGACGCUGAAGCCGUGAGUGAGGCUCACGGAUGGAGGAUGGAGUGCGCUGGGGUACUCCCCGCCAACACACUGAUCGAGGCGACUCUCUACGAGGAUGAAUUCUUGGUCGAGAUCGAGGCAUGGGCUGAGGUUGAUUCUGGCGCCAGAGGCACGCUGCGAGUGUACAAGUCGUGA